AUGGGAAUGAGACACCACUACUACCAACCUUUGCUGCUAGCUGCAAUCACAGGCGACUGGGAAAGUGCUAGAACCUUCUUGGAACGUGAUCCCGAGGCAGUGACUGCAGUUAUCACAAGCCAAGCGCUAACUGCGCUUCACGUUGCUGCGAAAGAAGGCCAGUGGCAAUUCAUAAUGAAGCUUGUGGAGCUUAUGCCUGCAGAAGCACUAGCAGCAAGAAAUAUCCUUGGUCAAACUGCCUUGCACAAUCUUGCAAUCUCCGGUGACAGCUGCAUUGAGGCUGCUAAGUCUUUGGUGACGAGAAACCCGGCAUUGCCACAAAUAACUGAUACCGAGGGAUUUACUGCACUCCUUUGGGGUUGUAUGAUGGCUCCUGAAACAUCUAAGGAGAUGAGGUGGUACCUUGUUUUAGUAACCCGAGACGACUUCCCGAGCUCUCCCUUUACCGGUCCUCUGGCUGGCACGAUCAUUUGCAGCUUAUCCACUAUGGGAUUCUUUGUGGUGCCAGUGGAACUCAAUUAUGAGCCUCCACCUUCCGUAAGAGAGGGUUCGGGUGUCCCUCCUAGAUCCGGCGAAGAUGUGGAAAUUCCAAUCCCAAUACCUUCCAAGGUAAUGCCCCUAAUCAACCACGUACGAGAAACAAAGUCAAGACACAAAUGUGCUGAAGAAUUGGCUAGACAAGUUUAUGCACAUGCUUCAAGUAUGAAUUCCAUGGAAAUACUACGAUUUUUCUUAGGAGGCGUCAAUGGCAGUCUCGAUCAUGGGGGUGGGACAGUUGAAGUUCCAAGGAUGUGCAUUGAAAAUUUUCCUGAUCUGCUUUGGGUGCCAGCUCUACAUGGGGAUAACAUAUUGCAACGCACUAUUUUCUAUCGGCGAGAAAACAUGUAUAAUAUUUUAAAAGAGUGUACAAAUGGUAGUACUCUGUUGUCUUUCGGCACAGGGACAACAGAGGACACUAUUCUGCAUACGGUAGCAAAAUUGGCUCCACUUCCUCGUCUUAAAUCUGUCUCCGGUCCAGCUUUUCAACUACAAAGAGAGUUGCAAUGGUUCAAGGAGCACAAAGGGUUGCUUAAAGAAGGAAAGAAAUGGAUGAAGGACACAUCAAAUUCUUGCAUGAUUGUGGCGGCUCUCAUUGCCACAAUUGUCUUUGCUGCUGCCUUUACCAUGCCGGGAGGCAACACGAGCGAUAACAAAGGAACUCCGAUUUUCCUAAGGAGCAAAACAUUCAUGCUGUAUGCUAUUUCGGAUGCAGUUGCUUUGUUUUCCUCUCUGACUUCUCUUCUAAUGUUCUUGUCAAUCCUAACUGCUCGUUACGCCGAAGAAGAUUUUCUCGAGUCACUGCCUAAGAGGUUGAUCAUUGGGCUCGCUCUCCUCUUCUUGGCUAUAGCUGCCACGAUGAUAGUGUUUUGCGCAACGCUUGCAAUGGCACUUGGCGAAAGAUUCACAUGGAUUUCUCUACCAAUUACUUUACUACUGGCUAGUUUUCCUGUGGCCUUGUUUGUAAUGCUGCAGCUUCCCUUGUUCAUGCAAAUGGUCCAGUCUACAUAUGGAUCCAGCAUCUUUUGCAAAUAA
Malus domestica (apple) is the source of this 1572-nucleotide messenger RNA. RefSeq names its product ankyrin repeat-containing protein NPR4-like. NCBI's taxonomy places the organism in Eukaryota, Viridiplantae, Streptophyta, Magnoliopsida, Rosales, Rosaceae. The record is from RefSeq and is a predicted model, not a curated record.